AUGAAGGAAGAUCCAAGUGAGUGGAGAUCUAUUGAGAAGAGCCCAAUGUGGAGUCUUCCAGAAGAGAACAAUAAUAUUCUACCUUCCUUAAUGCUGAGUUUUAAUAACUUGCCAUCUACCUCUUUAAAACAAUGUUUUGCUUACUGUGCUAUAUUUCCAAAGGAAGUUCUCAUUGACCAAGAAGAUUUAAUCAAUCUCUGGAAUGCUCAGGGUUUCCUUCAUUGUCAUUCAGAAGGAAGAAAUUUGACACCUGAGGAACUUGGAAGAAAAUAUGUUGAUAUAUUGUUAAGCAGUUCACUUUUACAAGCAGCAACACGGUGUUCUAUAGAUGGUGAUGUAACAGAAUAUCGUAUGCAUUAUUUGGUGCAUGAUAUGGCUCUUUACAUCUCUAGACACGAUUGGGUGAUCUGGAAGGGGGUAGACAAGGUUGGUAAUCCUUCUGGUGGUCGGCAUUUAGCCAUAUUUCCUGAAGAUAAUGACAUAACAUCAGAAUCUCCAGUAGAAAAAAUGACAUGGUUAUGGGACUUACAGACACUACAUUCUACUAUUAGGUUGCCCAUGGAUCUUUUGGCACAUGCCAAAAACUUGCGUGUCCUAAAAUUAGCUGCAACUGGUCUAAAGAAAGUGCCUCCGGCUAUUGGCAGGCUCAGUCAUUUAAGAUACGUAGACCUAUCACAUAAUUCAAUAGUUAUGCUGCCAGAAUCAAUUACAAGCCUCUACCAUCUGCAAACAUUCAGGCUUUUCAGUUACAAGCUCAGGGAAUUACCUCAAAAGUUGUAUAGGUUAGUCAACUUAAGACACCUAUAUCUUACAUCCCGUUCAUGGUGCCUACCUAGAGGGAUUGAACGGUUAACUGCACUCCAGACUCUACCAAUGCUAGAGUUGAAUAAUGAAGGCUUUGGAUGGGAAAUUGGUGAAUUGGGAGUUUUGGGUGACAUUCAUGGCCUCUUAUCUAUCUCUGGACUUGAACAUGUAAAGAGCAAGGGAGAAGCUGAAAAGGCGGGCAUACACAAAAAAAAGGGCAUUUCAGAGCUGCAACUAAUUUGGGGAUGGGGAAGGGCUAGCAAUCACUUAGAAGUAUUAGAUGCUCUCCAGCCUUCUCCAAAUUUAAAACUGCUCAUGAUAACAGGUUAUGAUGGUCCAAAUUUUCCUUCAUGGAUGAAGAGUAUGAUGACUUUGGUGAAGCUGGUACUUCAAGACCAUUCUCUAAUCUGGUGCAUAUUGAAUUAUUAUAUUGCAGAAGCUGCCAACAACUCCCUGCGCUUGGGCAACUACCAUGCCUAA
This is a messenger RNA of Chenopodium quinoa (quinoa), 1284 nucleotides long. RefSeq names its product putative disease resistance protein RGA4. The transcript has a single exon. The record is from RefSeq and is a predicted model, not a curated record. Lineage: Eukaryota; Viridiplantae; Streptophyta; Magnoliopsida; Caryophyllales; Amaranthaceae. Gene Ontology annotation, molecular function: protein binding. The coding region runs from base 1 to 1284 and encodes 427 amino acids. Gene Ontology annotation, biological process: defense response to other organism.